This is a messenger RNA of Penicillium alfredii, 972 nucleotides long. RefSeq lists its product as uncharacterized. NCBI's taxonomy places the organism in Eukaryota, Fungi, Ascomycota, Eurotiomycetes, Eurotiales, Aspergillaceae. The transcript has a single exon. The record is from RefSeq and is a predicted model, not a curated record. Bases 1 to 972 code for a protein of 323 amino acids.
AUGCUACUUGGGCAGAUUAUGUUGUCCACCACUACAAAACUCAUCGGAAGAAAUCCAAAGGCUCUCAAAUCGGCUUUUACAAUUGCAAACAUCGCGACUGGCUCCCCAAUUAAAUCCUCUCCACCCCUUACACAGAGAUACCACUGGCAGUUUCGAAAAAUGGCUUCGAACUCCUCGGAAAGCACGCAUGAAAAAGCACUAGCGGCACUUGCGAGGUUGACUAGGCGCGAUCCACCUCGAAAUCCGUCUAAACGGACCGCUAACAAGGAAUCUCGUAAUAAUAUCGCUGAUCGCAUCGAGAAAGCUCAACAAGAAGCUGGCCUGCACACAUGGGGAUUCCCUAUUUACCGAUGUACCUACCAGAAUGACGCCAAUUGGACCGAAUUUUUGCGUAGGUACCAAUGGCAUGUCUCUCACUCGCUGGAAUACUAUAAUGGCCUAGAUAUGCUUGAUAGCUACCAGGCAACAGUUUUUGAGGACAGAUCUCUAUUUGAGGGUGCGAGUACAGCGACUAUCCGAGACCAUUUCCAAAAAUGGGCAAUGAACGCGAUUCAGGAGUCAGGGGGUUCACCUGAUAUGAUUCGGACGUUUAAUGUCAGAGUUGCCCGUUAUCGAUUCUGUCUCUUUGUGAACGAAGAAUCUUUGCAGAGUGUUCUCCGAGCACCGAUUGAUGAUUGUAUCAAUAAAGAUGCAUUUGUGAAUAUGUUGUACGGUUGGUGGAAGCCAGAGUCUAUUGAAGAUUUCAGUCAAGAAGAACUUGAGGAUGUUGAUCAGCCAGAGGACUUACUUGACGACGGCUAUGAUUCCGUCGAAGGGUGUACUUUGAAGGAUGUCGGGUGGAUGAAAGUGGCUUUAUGUGACGCGGGGCUAGAAGGAUAUCAACAGAUGGGCGAGGGGGGCGAGUGGCAACGGCUAUAUGAGCGUCCUCAUGGGAUUUGCUAUCAUAUAUCGAACUUCCAUGCUCGGCGGUGA